AGCCAUGUAAACAAACCCUGAACAACUUCUACUCUUCAGUAGGAGCAGAACGUUAGAGUUUCUCCGUAACACAAGGAGGCAGUAGGUUUCCGGCCCGUGCUUUAAACUUCCGGUGGAUCUCUUUCUGUCUCUCUUCGGCUAAACCUAAUCCAACAUGGGCCGUGUCAGGACAAAGACGGUGAAAAAGGCUGCUCGGGUCAUCAUAGAGAAGUACUACACCCGCCUGGGCAACGACUUCCACACCAACAAGCGUGUGUGUGAAGAGAUUGCCAUCAUCCCCAGUAAGAAGCUCUGCAACAAGAUCGCCGGGUAUGUGACCCAUCUGAUGAAGCGUAUCCAGAGAGGUCCAGUCAGAGGCAUCUCCAUCAAGCUCCAGGAAGAGGAGCGUGAGAGGAGGGACAACUAUGUCCCAGAGGUGUCUGCUCUGGACCAGGAGAUUAUUGAAGUGGACCCUGACACCAAGGAGAUGCUCAAGCUUCUGGAUUUCGGCAGUCUGUCCAACCUGCAGGUCACCCAGCCAACGGUCGGCAUGAACUUCAAGACUCCUCGUGGAGUUUAGGUGUUUGUAAUAUAUCUCAUAAUAAAACUGUGGAAAAAAAAAAC
Messenger RNA from Tachysurus vachellii, 603 nucleotides. RefSeq names its product 40S ribosomal protein S17-like. Gene Ontology annotation, cellular component: ribosome. The record is from RefSeq and is a predicted model, not a curated record. Gene Ontology annotation, molecular function: structural constituent of ribosome. Gene Ontology annotation, biological process: translation. Lineage: Eukaryota; Metazoa; Chordata; Actinopteri; Siluriformes; Bagridae. The transcript is spliced from 5 exons. Bases 155 to 559 code for a protein of 134 amino acids.